This is a messenger RNA of Castor canadensis (American beaver), 3816 nucleotides long. Lineage: Eukaryota; Metazoa; Chordata; Mammalia; Rodentia; Castoridae. The record is from RefSeq and is a predicted model, not a curated record.
AUGGAAAGGCCCGCAGAGGAGGGGGACAUGUCCCCAGACUCCCAGGGCCACGCCACUGACUGGAGGUUUGCUGUGUGCAGUUUCAAGGAUGCCUGGGAGGAGGAGGAACCUGCUCUCCAGAUGCAGGUUAAGGACCCAAGUUAUCCAAGACCACUAGAAGGGGCAGCCCAGGCCAAAAGGCUACAGGACAGCUCUUUGUCCAGAGAGGUUCAGUCACCUUCAGAACCAAAGGCUAUGGACAGGUCAGGGAACAGCCCAAAGACUACAUUAGGAGACUCCUUAGUCCAGACAGAACAGCCAGCCUUCUCUGGAGUGGAGAGCCUCCUUUGUCCCAUGUCCUCCCACCUCAGCCUGGCUCAGGGUGAGAGUGACAGCCCAGGGAGAGGUUUGGUAGGGGGUCCAGGUUCAGGUGGAGCAUUGCCAGCUGGCUUUGGCCUUGGGGAGCAGGACAGCAACCCUGUGGACCUUGGAGACCCUUUACCAGAGAUAUCAUCAAAGCUACUGGAGGCAGACCCCAGCAGAUCCAGUCUCCCUAAGCCUGCUGACUGCCUCCUGGCCCAAGACCUCACCUGGGAGCUGCUGGCUAGCGGCAUGGCUGCCUUGCCAGGGACUCGCGAUGUAGAAGGCCGAGCAGUACUGCUUCUGUGUGCCCACAGCCCUGGCUGGCUUUACCCCAAGUGCAGAACUCAUGAACUCAUCUGCCUCCUACUCUACCUGCGAGGCAUCCCCAGGCCUGAAGUACAAGCCCUGGGACUGACCGUCCUUGUUGAUGCCCGAAUUUGUUCCCCGAGCUCUUCCCUGUUCUGGGGGCUCAACCAACUCCAAGAGGCAGCUCCAGGGUCGGUACACCAGGUGCUGCUAGUGGGAAAGAUGCCUGAUGCGGUGCCUUCAGGGCUGCAGCUAGAGCAGCUGCCCUCUCAUGAGAGCCUGCUGACCCACAUCCCCACCACAGAGUUGCCCACUUCGCUAGGAGGAUGCCUGCCUUACUGCCAUCAGACUUGGCUGGAUUUCCGGAUGCGUCUGGAAGCCCUACUGCAGAGCUGCCAGGUGGUUUGUACCCUGCUCCAGGAGGCCAUUGAGAGUGUGAAGGCUGUACCCCAACCCACAGCAUCUGGGGAAGUCAGUCAGCUGCUACAUCAGGCACAGGUCCUGAUGCAGCAGGUGUUAGACUCACCACAGCUGGCAUGGUUACAAGGCCAAGGGGGCCUGGAGCUGGCAUGGCUGAAGCAGGAGAUCCCAGAGGUGACUCUGAGCCCAGACUACCGGAUGGCAGUGGACAAGGCUGAUGAGUUGUAUGGCCAGGUAGAUGGACUGCUGCACCAGCUGACCCUGCAGAGCAACCAGCGAGUGCAGGCCCUAGAACUGCUCCAAAUGCUGGAGGCCCAGGAGAGUGGGCUGCACCAGAUUGAAGUGUGGCUACAGGAGGUGGGCUGGCCAGCACUGGAGGAGCCAGGGGAGCCUUCCCUGGACAUGCUGCUCCAGGCCCAAGGUCCUUUUCAAGAGCUGGACCAGGUGGCUCAGGAGCAGGUCAGUCGAGGGGAGAGGUUUCUGCAGCCACUGGCUGGCUUGGAUGCUGCUGAACUAGGCCUCCCUGGGACACGCUUUCUGGCCCUGAGAACCCAGCUGACAGAAUUUUCUCGGGCCUUGGCUCAGCGGCGCCAGCGGCUGGCAGAUGCUGAGAAGCUGUUUCAGCUCUUCAAGCAGGCCACUACAUGGGCUGAGGAGGGACAGCGGGUAUUGGCAGAACUGGAACAGGAGCACCCAGGGGUUGUGCUACAGCAGCUGCAGCUGUACUGGACCAGGCACCCUGACUUGCCUCCUGCUCAUUUUCGAAAAAUGUGGGCUCUGGCCACAGGCCUGAGCUCAGAGGGUAUCCGCCAGGAAUGCCGCUGGGCCUGGGCCCGGUGCCAGGACACCUGGCUGGCCCUGGACCAGAAGCUAGAGGCUGCACUGAAGUCACCACCAACAGGCAGCACAACUAGCUUGUGUGUCAGCCAUGUCCCCACUAUACCUGCCACCCCUCCCCUGAGGAAGGCCUACAGCUUUGACCAGAACCUGGGACAGAGUUUCUGUGAGCCUGCCCACCACUGUCACUAUGCAGCCACUGUCACUGCCUGCCAUGGACUAGAGGCUGGAGGAAGUGCCCAGCCUAGGUCAUCUUCUACUAUGCUUCCACCAGGCAGCUCUGACCUCAGGAGCCCCAACAGGCUACAGCUGGUGCUGGCAGAGAUGGUAGCCACAGAGCGGGAGUAUGUCCGAGCCCUUGACUAUACCAUGGAGAACUACUUCCCUGAGCUAGAUCGUCCUGACGUGCCUCAGGGCCUCCGUGGCCAGCGUGCCCAACUGUUUGGCAACCUGGAGAAGCUACGAGACUUCCAUUAUCAUUUCUUCCUGCGUGAGCUGGAGGCUUGUACCCGGCACCCACCCCGAGUGGCCUAUGCCUUCUUGCGCCACAGGGUGCAGUUUGGAAUGUACGCCCUCUACAGCAAGAAUAAACCUCGCUCUGAUGCUCUGAUGACCAGCUAUGGUCACGCCUUCUUCAAGGACAAGCAGCAAGCACUUGGAGACCACCUAGACUUGGCCUCCUACCUGCUAAAACCUAUCCAACGCAUGAGCAAGUAUGCACUGCUGCUGCAGGAGCUGGCACGGGCCUGUGGGGGACCUGUGCAAGAGCUGAGUGCCCUGAGGGCAGCCCAGAGCCUUGUACACUUCCAGCUGCGACAUGGCAAUGACCUGCUGGCUAUGGAUGCCAUCCAGGGCUGUGAUGUUAACCUCAAGGAGCAAGGGCAGCUGGUGCGGCAGGAUGAGUUCAUGGUGCGUGCUGGGCGCCACAAGUCCCUGCGUCGUGUUUUCCUCUUUGAGGAGCUGCUGCUCUUCAGCAAGCCUCGCCGUGGGCCCACAGGUGCUGACAUGUUCACUUACAAGCGCUCCUUCAAGAUGGCAGACCUUGGCCUUACUGAGUGCUGUGGGGAUAGUAAACUGCGCUUUGAGAUCUGGUUCCGCCGCCGGAAGGCCAGGGAUACCUUUGUGCUGCAGGCCUCCAGCUUGGCCACCAAACAAGCCUGGACAACUGACAUCUCCCGCCUGCUCUGGAGGCAGGCUGUCCACAACAAGGAGAUGCGCAUGGCUGAGAUGGUGUCCAUGGGUGUGGGGAACAAGGCCCUCCAGGACAUUGACCCCAGCGAGGAAGCUAUCAACGACCGCAACAUCAACUAUGUCCUAAAGGGCCGAGGAGUUCGCUCUCGGGCCUCCAUUGCUGUGGCCCCAUUGGACUAUGACAGCCCCCACCUGAGGGUCUCAAACUCCCUUCCUGGAGACCGUGCCUCUUGCUCUGUUCUGGGAUCUCUCAACCUGCACCUAUAUAGAGACCCAGUUCUUCUGGGCACCCACUGGCCCUUGUAUCCCCCCAGCUUCCCAGAGGAAGCAGUAUUGGAGGCUGAGGUGGAGCUGGGCAGCCAGCCCUCUUUGACUCCUGAAGACUCAGAGGUGUCAUCCCAGUGCCCAUCAGCCAGUGGCUCCAGUGGUUCUGACAGCAGCUGUGUGUCAGGGCAUGCCCUGGGUAGGGGCCUUGAGGACUUGUCCUAUGGAAGAUGGAGGUGGGUAGGCAAGAACCAUUCCCCAAAGACCUACCCACCCCAAACCAAGGAAGCAGGCAUUCAUACCCAGCCUGGCACCACAGGUCUGAGCCCAGGCUCAAAGGUGAGCAGUGGAUCCAGCAGCCAGUACCUCCAAGAGUCAUCAUCUCUCUGGAUCUGCUAUGACCGAGGCAUGGCUGGCACCCAGGCCACUUUCCUCCUACGUGUACAGCCCUGUUGA